This is a messenger RNA of Pristis pectinata (smalltooth sawfish), 905 nucleotides long. Its product is annotated as neuronal PAS domain-containing protein 2-like. Gene Ontology annotation, cellular component: CLOCK-BMAL transcription complex; cytoplasm; nucleus. The transcript has 8 exons. Gene Ontology annotation, molecular function: protein dimerization activity; RNA polymerase II cis-regulatory region sequence-specific DNA binding; DNA-binding transcription factor activity, RNA polymerase II-specific. The coding region runs from base 165 to 905 and encodes 246 amino acids. Lineage: Eukaryota; Metazoa; Chordata; Chondrichthyes; Rhinopristiformes; Pristidae. Gene Ontology annotation, biological process: circadian regulation of gene expression; regulation of transcription by RNA polymerase II. The record is from RefSeq and is a predicted model, not a curated record.
GCAUCCCAACCCCCGCCACAGGAACCUCACCUCCCUGCCGCAGAUUUCUCUUGGCUCCGCUCCUUGGACCCGCGCCUGUCUCCUCCCACAGGAGCCAGAAAAAGGUCACAGAUGUUUGGAAAAAUAUUUAGGUUUAGUUCUGUGCCUUGAGAUGCGUUUGCAACAUGAGAUUCAACGAGAAGAAACCGGGUAGGAGAGCGGGAUUGGUGCUGAGCCGGGGCCGCCCGGGGGUGCCCAGUGACCGAGUGCCGAUCGCUUCACCUGACAGCAGCAGCGAGCCGACCUGGUGGAGACACACGGCUGGUGUCAGCAACGGCAGGAGGGACCAUUUUGUAGAAGAGCUAAUGGAUGAAGAUGACAAAGACAAGGCAAAGAGGGCUUCACGUAACAAAUCUGAGAAAAAGAGACGUGAUCAGUUCAAUGUCCUCAUUAAAGAACUCAGUGUUAUGCUUCCAGGCAGUAUCCGUAAACUGGAUAAGUCUACAGUGCUCCAGAAAACAAUUAACUUUUUACAAAAACAUAAUGAGACUUCAGCACAGACAGAAACAAGUAUCAUCCAACAUAACUGGAAGCCUUCAUUUCUGAGCAAUGAGGAAUUCACACAAUUGAUGUUAGAGGCAUUGGAUGGAUUCUUCAUUGCUCUAACAACAGAUGGAAAUAUAAUUUAUGUUUCUGAUAGCAUCACACCUCUACUCGGGCACUUACCUUCUGAUAUCAUCGAUCAGAAUAUAUUAAACUUCCUCCCAGAGCAGGAGCACAGAGAAAUAUAUAAAUUGCUGUCCUCUCAUACUUUGGCAACAGACACUGUUUUGCCAGACUACUUAAACAGUCGGAUUCGCCCCGUCGAGCGGGGCCGAGGCCGCACUGGUCCGGCAGGACUUCCGUACGGCGUCCCGCCGAUUUGA